This is a messenger RNA of Brassica oleracea var. oleracea, 1326 nucleotides long. RefSeq lists its product as uncharacterized. Bases 1 to 1326 code for a protein of 441 amino acids. Lineage: Eukaryota; Viridiplantae; Streptophyta; Magnoliopsida; Brassicales; Brassicaceae. Gene Ontology annotation, molecular function: protein dimerization activity. The record is from RefSeq and is a predicted model, not a curated record. The transcript has 5 exons.
AUGAGGCGGUUUAAUCCAGCUUGGUUUGAGAAGUAUGGUAAUUGGCUAGAGUACAUCGUCUCCAAAGAUAAAGCAUUCUGUUUGUGUUGCUAUUUGUUCAGAGAUGACAUACCAAAACAAGGUGGAAAUUAUGCUUUUGUGACUGAAGGUUUUUCUUGUUGGAAAAAACCCGAGGCUUUAUCUGAGCAUGUAGGUGGAAUUAAUAGCUUUCAUAAUAUUGCUGUUAAGAGAUGUGAUGAUUUGAUGAAUCAAGGAUUACCUUUUCGCGGUCAUGAUGAAGGAAAAGAUUCUGCUAGUAAAGGAAACUUUGUAGAGCUUUUGAAGUAUACCGGAGAACAAAAUGACGCUGUAAAACUGAAAUCUAUCAUGGAAGAAAUCGAUCAUGGAGUGUUCGGUUUGAUGGUCGAUGAGUCUGCAGAUGUUUCUAACAAAGAGCAAAUGGCUGUUGUCUUUCGGUUUGUUGAUAAAAGUGGAUUAGUAAAAGAGAGAUUUGUGGGAGUUACUCAUGUAAAAGAAACGUCUUCUUUAUCUCUGAAAUCUGCAGUUAAUGACUUGUUUGCAAAACAUGGGUUGAGCCUGAAACAGUUGAGAGGACAAGGUUAUGAUGGAGCAAUUGUGGCUUCUUGCAAGAGGAAAGAUACACUUCUUGAUAUGAAUCGAAAGAGGGUGGAGGAAGGGAUCGACAGUGGUGACAUUAACACUGGAACGGGACAAAAUCAAGAGAUUUCUCUUCCAAGGCCUGAAAAUACUCGUUGGGGUUCUCACUAUAAAACUUUGCUGCGUCUGGUUGAGUUGUUUCCUUCAGUCAUAGAAAUCCUUGAAAAGCUUAAUGAUCGAUUUACUGAGGUAAACACUGAUUUGCUUAUUUGCAUGGCUUCUUUAAGUCCUGCCAAUUCCUUCCGUCAGUUUGAUAAGUCAAAGCUGUUGAGAUUGGUUAAGUUCUAUCCAGAUGAUUUUAGCUUUGGAGAGCGUCUAUCUAUGGAACACCAUCUUGGAAUCUACAUUGACAAUAUAAGAAAUGAUGAACAGUUUAAGAAUUUGAAGAAUCUUGGAGAUCUUUCUCGUCUAAUGGUGGAAACAAAAAAGCACCUUGUACAUCCUUUAGUUUAUAGGCUCUUGAAGUUGGUUUUAACAUUGCAUGUUGCUACUGCAAGUGUUGAAAGGUGCUUUUCUGCAAUGAAAUUAGUGAAGACAGCCACACGCAACCGAAUUGGAGACGAGUUUUGUUUAGUAUGUUAUAUUGAAAAGGAGUUGUUUGAAUCUGUUACAAAUGAAACAGUGGUGAACCGAUUUCAAUCCAUGAGAGAGCGUAGGAUCCAUUUGUAA